AAAUCUUAUCCUCCCACAAGUGACUCCCACAAAACCACUGACAGUUAUUAUCAACAUCAGCGAGUGUUGUGAGAAAAUGAAUCAACCAAGGACAACUAGAGAAAAUGGCUGCUCUUCGAUAGCACAAAGAAACCGCGUAAAAGACAAUAAAAAGAUAACCUCAGCAAACAGAAGAAAGGCCAAAGAUGUGAAGGUUUUGGCAGAGAGGAAUGAGGCUGUGGUGCCUGUGGGCGCUUGGGUAGAGAGUGCAGAUGAGUGUCAAGAGCAUCCCGGGAUUCGUGCCGUGCUCACGGAAGAGCUUCUGGAAGAGACCCGACGAGAGAAAGAAGACAGUCUGCGCAGAUUCCAGGAUGCAGUUCGCAAACGGGUGUCUCAGCAGGCCCGUCUGCGCAAGCAACAGCAGUUGCUGAAAUCAUACGAGACUGUUGAAUGUGCGGGCAGAGUAUUUCAACAAACCAGCAAAGCAGCCCAGCGCCUCACACCUCAAAAAAAUCUGUUCCCAUUCUGGGCACAUGGGGAGCUAGCUAUUUGUAGUCCUAACUCUCGCUGUGCCAGUGAUCAGGGGAUGGAGGCUGUCGCUUCCAAUCAGCAUACUCAUCAUGUCAGCAAAGUCAUGAGGCAGGUGAGGCACAGACUUGCUGCCUGUCAAACAAUACAAGAUGGAGAUGAAUUAUCACAGCUACCUGGUGGGAUAUGGAAAAUAUCGCCAGCAAGAGAUAAACCUGAAUCACACAUUUCGGGAGAUGAAAAGGAUUAUACUGAAGGUGCAAAUGAUGCAGGAGAGGAAAAUGAGCAGGAUGAGUUACCACUGGCGGGACAAAACGAUCAGCUUCUUCAUUUAAACUGGCAAAGAAGCAAAACAGUAACAUUUCAGAAUGAUAUGGCAUAUGAGAAGAGGUUCAGAGAGCCAUAUCUAACUGGUUCCUGUACAGACUACAGAUCUUCCCAAGUGCUGUGGCCUCAUGAAAGUCAGGAAGAGUUAAAGAGGCAGAGGCAGUCUCAGUUCCUCAUGCAUCGUCGUCUCUUUAUGGACAUUGAGAGAGAGCAAGUGAAGGAGCACCAAAAAUACAGGAAACAUCUGAAGAAAACUGCUAGGAUUAAGAAUGAAAAAGAACAACUCAGGAAAGCAGAGGAGAUGAAUAUGGAGAGGCAGCGACGGCAGGAAGAACAAAUAAAGGAGAUGGCUGAGAGGGAGCAUUUGAUUUUGGAGCGAUUGAGACUGGAUGAGGAGGAGGUGGCAGAGGAGGUAGAGCGAAGACACAGGACAAAGAGAAUUAAAGAGACUAAAAGGUACAUUGAUGCCACGCAGGCUCUAAUAAAAGAGAAACUAGAAAAGGAUAAAGUAGAGCUGCCCCCUCUUUGUUGCUGUGGAGACACUUUCUGGGAUUCCCAUCCUGAUACCUGUGCCAACAACUGCGUCUUCUACAACAAUCCAAAAGCAUAUGCUCAAGCUCUGCAGUCUGUCCUGCUAAGCUGUGAUGUGAAGGAAAUGAGUCUUGGACAGUAUGUCUCCACCUGUAAAGCAGCCUCUACACAUGUCCAUUUUCAAAGGAAAUGAUUAGUUGUCAUCUCUUUUGAGUCAUUAAUAAAAAUAUUGAGUAUGUUUUAAAAUUGGAGAGCCACAAGUGUUAUGUGGCAUUUACUUACUGUGUACAUGGUGUGACAUUUUCUGAUUGUUUUUUAAAUAAAACAGUAUACCCCAAUGUGACCGACAUUUUUAAUGUUUUCCUUAAUAAACUUGUAUUUGAUCGAUCUUACAACUGCUGUACAUUUUGAGAAUAAAUCUUAUUGAACUGAACUGCCAUAAUUACAGUG
Messenger RNA from Myxocyprinus asiaticus (Chinese sucker), 1815 nucleotides. RefSeq names its product coiled-coil domain containing 15 (gene ccdc15). Gene Ontology annotation, cellular component: centrosome. The record is from RefSeq and is a predicted model, not a curated record. The transcript has 10 exons. Lineage: Eukaryota; Metazoa; Chordata; Actinopteri; Cypriniformes; Catostomidae. The coding region runs from base 77 to 1558 and encodes 493 amino acids.